AUGUCUAAGAACCCCAAGUUUGAAUAUGAUGCGAAGGAGCCCGCAUUCCUCCAAAAGCUUCGGGGCCAAUAUGGCAGCAACACCGGUCGCUUAGAACGGCCGGCCGUACGAGCGACCAGACUCAAGGUCAACAAAGAUGACGAUGACGAUGAACCCACCUAUGUCGACGAAGAAAGCAAUGAAGUGAUCUCCAAGGAGGAAUACAAGACCCUGGUGCGCGAGACCGGCCAAACAGAAGAGGACAAGAAUACCCCGAAGGACAAACCCGCAGGGGACGACGACAAAGCAGAACCUACCAGCAAACAGAGCAAUCUGACUGAGAUUGGAGGUCAGAGGAAACGAAAGCAGGCUAAAGUCGUGGGCGAAGAAAGGACAGAGAGCGAAGACAAGAAGAUCGAGACUGAAGAAGCUCAACCCAAGGCGGCCACCAAGAAGGCAAAGAAGCCCAAGAAAAUCAAGCUCUCCUUCGAUGAGGAGUGA
Penicillium canescens is the source of this 480-nucleotide messenger RNA. RefSeq names its product DUF4604 domain-containing protein. The transcript has 2 exons. The record is from RefSeq and is a predicted model, not a curated record. Bases 1 to 480 code for a protein of 159 amino acids. NCBI's taxonomy places the organism in Eukaryota, Fungi, Ascomycota, Eurotiomycetes, Eurotiales, Aspergillaceae.